Anneissia japonica is the source of this 1457-nucleotide messenger RNA. RefSeq lists its product as uncharacterized. The transcript has 5 exons. Lineage: Eukaryota; Metazoa; Echinodermata; Crinoidea; Comatulida; Comatulidae. The coding region runs from base 110 to 769 and encodes 219 amino acids. The record is from RefSeq and is a predicted model, not a curated record.
UGUUUUCACGCAUUCACUUGCGUCAUUUUUCCGUUUCAUGUGUGUGUGGAAGAAGGCAUGAUGGUUGGUAUAUUGUGUGCGUGUGAACGUGCGUGACUCAGCCCAUAUCAUGGUUAGAGUGGUCUGGAACGUUUGUCUGCAAAGUCCCUCAGGACUCUUUCUAUUUCGUAUUUCGGGGUCUGUCACUGCUUCCCCUAUCUCCCCGACGUUUCAAAGCAGAUUUGCACACAGAUGUAGAUCUACGGGAGUGAGUAAACCCUUUAACUUUAGUCUUGCUUACAGAAUGUCAGGCGGAUGUUGUGGAUCGACAAGUGCCAAAGUCGCUUCGAUCAUCCUGAUCAUUAUUGGAAUAAUAUUCAUCAUUGCGGCAAUAGUUUUUGUGCCACUGGUUGGUGGUCCGGCAAAUAUCGGAGGAGCAAUGUUGAUAACAGAGGGCGUGCUCGGUCUCAUCUUUGCCUACAAUGCAGAAAAUAGAUGUUGGAUGAUAACAGUCAACGUAGUUUCUAUUAUUAUGGUGGUUAUCUCGGUUGUAUGGCUAAUUGGAAGCCUAUCUUUUGCUGGAAUAUUAAUCGCCCUCAAAGUGGGUUGCAGUAAUUGCGGUAAAGAUGACUACCUCUGCAACGAAAAGUGUGGCAUUUCUUUUGAGUAUGUUAUCCCCGGCGGAGUAAUUUUGGUUCUAUUCUCAGCCAUUAUUCUUGCGACGUCAAUCGUGUUGAUUGUUUCAUCUUGUACUUGCCGCAGAUCAAAUAUGGAUUCUGCUCCAAUAUAAUGAUGUUGGAUCUUUGCCAAUGAUACAUUAAUCAUCAACGUGGACGUACAUUAUUUUAAUUGAAGCUGCCCUCUUUAAUUUGAAAAAGUAGCCUCGAAAAGAAGCACAUGGACUUUCUUUUUACUUUGCAAAUGCAGUAGAAAAAAAGCCCAUCUAGAAAGGAAGCCAUUUCAUAAAGAAGCCCAUCCAAAGUUCUAAAAAAAAAUAAAUAAAAAAAAGAAGAAGAAGAAGAAGCAGAAGCAGCAGCAGCCGCCGCCGCCCAGGGCUUCUUUUCGAGGUUUACGGCGGUAUUUUGUAUUAAUUUUUAUUAAUUCAUAUCUUAUGAUUGUUGAUCUUUUAGAAUCUACAAUCAACUACGUUUCUCAACAAUAAUAAUCAUAUACUGGGUACAAUAAUAAUAAUAAUAAUAAUAAUAAUAAUAGGCUUAGUGGUAUUGUACAAUAUUUUACAUUGAUACAUAUUAUAUUAUACAUUGAUUUCGUUUUAGCUUACCUAGAUGUUUACAUGCAUUCCAUUUUAAGAGCAUUUGUAAAAUAUUUAAUAGCAAUUUGUGAGUUCAAAUUCACAAUUCAUUUGGAUACAGUAAUGUAAAACAAUCAAACGUUAGAAGAGGCCUACAAUAUCGAAUACAGUAAGGCCCAUUGAUUGUAUCGGUAGUAUUUUAUAUGUAAUAUUUUUAACUUUGUAU